Molecule: messenger RNA, 1051 nt
Organism: Vigna unguiculata (cowpea)
Lineage: Eukaryota; Viridiplantae; Streptophyta; Magnoliopsida; Fabales; Fabaceae
Product: transcription factor HY5-like
Biological process (GO): positive regulation of transcription by RNA polymerase II; regulation of photomorphogenesis; response to red light
Cellular component (GO): nucleus
Molecular function (GO): DNA-binding transcription factor activity, RNA polymerase II-specific
Source: RefSeq, a predicted model, not a curated record
AAUUAGAAACAGAGCAUUUGUAAUUUUUGCGAGUUGGGAAAAGAGGAUGUAACGAAAGGUUUGGUUGUGUGUCCAUCAACGUGUUCAUUUGUGAACCAAACUUUUUGGCCCCAUCCCAUCUCUGUUUCAUCGUCAAUGGUUUAGGAUCAGAUGGUUCCAUCCAACACUUAAACACAUGGCCCCAUUCUAGUACUACACACAAACACUUUUUCCCUCUCCCAACAAAAAUCACACUGAAGAAACAUGGCUCUUCCAAGACCAAGUAGUGAAGAAAAAACCCUUUCUCACCUUAAAGAAGGAGGAGCAGCAUCAUCAUCAUCAGCACCAACACCACCACCACCACCACCACCACCUUCAUCAUCUUCUUCAUGGAAUAGGCUUCACACUUUCCCUCCUUUGAAUCUUCACAACAAGACUAGCAAAAUUGACAGUGAUGAAGAUAUGUUCACAGUUCCAGAUGUGGAAACCACAGCCAUUAAUGUUCAUUCUGCAGUAGCUCUACCAAACAGUAACCUUAACCAACGUAAUUUGACAGAACCUCAGUUUCAAACUGCUUUUCCUGGGAAGCGUCGCAGAGGAAGAAACCCUGCGGAUAAGGAACAUCGACGUCUCAAGAGGUUGUUGCGAAAUAGGGUUUCUGCUCAACAAGCCCGAGAAAGAAAGAAGGUUUAUGUGAAUGAUUUGGAAGCAAGAGCCAAAGAGUUGCAAGAUAAAAAUGCUAUCUUAGAAGAACGUAUCUCUACUUUGAUCAAUGAGAACACCAUGCUUAGGAAGGUUCUUAUGAAUGCGAGGCCAAAAGUUGAUGAUAGCAAUGAACAAAAGCAAGAGCAGUUAAGUAAGAGCUAACAAGGUUAAACCUUCAAAAAAAAAAUAUUUGUAAUUUAUUCUAUAAUGUAAAAAUUUACAAAUGUAUGAUUACUUUCUUUCUUUUAUACUUUCCUCUAAGACCUUCUCCACCUCCACAAGUUCAAGGUUUUUUGUUCGGCACUCUUUGAUGUAGUGAAGUUGGAAAAGAUUCAAAAUGAAUGCUUAUUGUAUAGUAUAGUUUCAA